AUGGCAGCCUCCUUAACGAAAUGUCAAAGUCGGGGUUUUAUUUGUUUGAGACGUGUUUCUAGACUAUUUUCAGCACAUUUAAACCAGAAAAAUAAUAUAAAUAGUGAAGCAUCAGACAGAAAAACCACACAUUUCGGCUUUGAAACCGUAACGGAGGAGGAGAAAGAAGAAAAGGUGUAUGAAGUAUUUAAGAACGUAGCGGAAAAAUAUGAUCUGAUGAAUGAUGCGAUGAGUGUGGGUGUACACCGACUAUGGAAGGAUCACUUCAUACGCAGAAUGGCUCCACCUCCUGGGACAAAACUCCUUGAUGUGGCUGGGGGAACUGGAGAUAUUGCUUUUAGAUUCUUAAACUAUGUCAAGUCUAGAGAUGUCAAUUCCCCACCAGACGUCUUCCCAGACUCAAGCAGCAGUUCUGAAUCAUCAGAUGAAAAUGGGUUGCCUAGCAACAACCAAAGGUCACAUGACUGUCAUGUGACUGUGUGUGAUAUAAACCAGUCCAUGUUGGAGGUGGGACAAGGGAGAGCAGCAGAAGCCGGCAUAACAUCAGGCAUUUCCUGGUUGAAAGGAAACGCAGAAUGCCUUCCUGUUGAAGACAAUUCCUUCGAUGUGUAUACCAUAGCGUUUGGUAUAAGAAACUGUACACACAUUGAUAAGGUAGUCGAUGAAGCCUACAGGGUGUUGAGACCAGGAGGUAGAUUCAUGUGCUUGGAAUUCAGUGAGGUUCCUAAUUCAUUGAUAAGAAGUGUGUAUGACGAGUACUCGUUCCAAGUGAUUCCUGUUCUUGGCCAGGUCCUCGCGGCAGACUGGAGCUCCUACCAGUACCUAGUGGAGAGUAUCAGGCAGUUCCCGAACCAGGAAACAUUCAAGAAGCUGAUUCAAUGCAGUGGUUUCAAAGCUGUGACUUACGAAAAUCUGACUUUUGGUGUUGUUGCAAUACAUUCUGGAUUUAAAUUGUAGAAGCUAUUAGAAAUUGUUAAUCAUGAUCAAUUGAUCAAAUAAUGUUGCAUUUUAUUUAUCACAUGUUGAAUUGUUUUUAAAAACAUUUUUGUGUGAAAAUUCAUGUAUUAUGAUAUACAUUGCAAUAAAAAUAGUAAAUAUA
Messenger RNA from Mya arenaria, 1099 nucleotides. RefSeq names its product 2-methoxy-6-polyprenyl-1,4-benzoquinol methylase, mitochondrial-like. Gene Ontology annotation, biological process: ubiquinone biosynthetic process. Lineage: Eukaryota; Metazoa; Mollusca; Bivalvia; Myida; Myidae. Gene Ontology annotation, molecular function: methyltransferase activity. The record is from RefSeq and is a predicted model, not a curated record. The coding region runs from base 1 to 957 and encodes 318 amino acids. The transcript has 7 exons.